Molecule: messenger RNA, 1579 nt
Organism: Pseudopipra pipra
Lineage: Eukaryota; Metazoa; Chordata; Aves; Passeriformes; Pipridae
Product: zinc finger protein 239-like
Exons: 2
Coding region: 112-834 (240 amino acids)
Biological process (GO): regulation of transcription by RNA polymerase II
Molecular function (GO): RNA polymerase II cis-regulatory region sequence-specific DNA binding; DNA-binding transcription factor activity, RNA polymerase II-specific
Source: RefSeq, a predicted model, not a curated record
CGCCCAGUAACAUCUAGAGAUGGCCUUGGGCAGGAGGAACCCACAAGCCAAUGCACUCACACUUUGUUUUUCCCCACACAGCAGGAUUUCUCCUUCCCAAACCUUGGCCAGAUGGAGGAGGAGGCUGCGAGGAAGAGGAAGAUGCCCCAGGACCCCCAGGCAGGCCCCGAGCUGAGGACGGAGAGCCCGGAGGACAAAUCCCCCCGGCAGAGCCUGGUGGGAGAGGCCGUUUUGAAGGGCUCCACGGCGCAGGAAGGCAGCGGGGAGGGAAAGCCACGAAGGUACCCCAGGAGGAGGGUCUCCAAAGCCAGCCCAGGGUGCUCUGAGGAGGAAAGACCCACCCUGUGCCGGGAAGGCGACGAGGGCUUGAGCCAGAGCCCUGACCUGGAUGUCCAUGAGCAGCCUCACACCAGGAAAAAGCCCUCCAAGUGCUUGGACUGUUGGAAGAGCUUCAGCCAGAGCUCCCACCUGAUCUGCCACCAGCGCACCCACAGCGGGGAACGGCCCUACAUGUGUGGGGAAUGUGGGAAGAGCUUCAUCUGCAGCUCCAACCUGAUCUGCCACCAGCGCACCCACACUGGAGAACGGCCCUACAAGUGCUUGGAAUGCAAGAAGAGGUUUCAGACCAGCGGGAAUCUCCUCCUGCAUGAAAGGACACACACAGGGGAGAGGCCCUUCCUCUGCACCCACUGUGGGAAGGGCUUCAUCCAGAACUCCCACCUCGUCAGCCACCGGCACAUCCACAGCGGGGAGAGGCCCUACAAGUGUGGGGAGUGUGGGAAGAGCUUCAGCCAGAGCUCUGCCUUGACCUCACACCAACGGACCCACCAGUAAGGGAAGCCCUAAAGGUGCCUCGACUGUGGGAAGAGCUUUGUCUGCUGCUCCAACUCCAUCACCCACUGGAGGAGUGAUGUCUUCCCACAUUGGGAAGACACCUGGCUGGUGGUCUCCACAUCCUCCUGGUUCCCCACAGGCACCUGGGUGAACACAGUGGGAGAAACAUCCAUGGGGUCACAAACUGACCUGGGAAAUUCAGUGGGAAGAGCUGAUUUGUUGAAUUUAAAACAAAGACAUUCAACAAAGACAUCUAAAGCCCCACCAUUUUACUGGCAUUUGGGGUCAUUUGGAGAUCCAGGGGAAUAUUUGGGAGGAUUUGGAGUUUCUGGUGGGAUGUGGGGGAGAUUACCCCAAAAAUGGGGGUUCCCAGCCUGGGCAAACGGGGCCACAUUCUCGUAGUUGUGCCAGCAGUUCAUGUCCCCCUGAUCCUGUCUGUUCUCCAGGAACUCCCCUUGGCUGUUCCAGUGCCUGGCCUGGGUCUCCCCACACGGGGUGUCCCCCCCAGGUGCCCAAAUCUCUGCUGAAGUGCCUGAGCUGCUCCCAGUUGGAGAUGUACCCGGGCAGGAACCUCUCCCGGUCGGGGCCGUUCACUCGGCUUUUCCCAGGACCUGGAACAGCCCUGGGUGUGCAGGGACACAGGUCAGGGGGUGCCCCCCCAGCAGCCCUCAGCCCCCCCAGCAGGUUGGGAGCUCAGGGGGCCACCCCGGACCCCCCUUUCCCACCCUCAUCUGCCCCACAGCUG